Molecule: messenger RNA, 2702 nt
Organism: Tyto alba (common barn owl)
Lineage: Eukaryota; Metazoa; Chordata; Aves; Strigiformes; Tytonidae
Gene: LNPK
Product: lunapark, ER junction formation factor
Exons: 13
Coding region: 686-1939 (417 amino acids)
Biological process (GO): endoplasmic reticulum tubular network organization
Cellular component (GO): endoplasmic reticulum tubular network
Source: RefSeq, a predicted model, not a curated record
GCCCAGCCCUGAGCGGCUCCGCGGUGGGGCCUGGCUCUGCCGCGAGAGGGGCUGCUCGGCUCUGCCCGUGACCCGUCUCGGGCCCCGCGUCCCCGGGGGCUGAGACGGAGCAGGGCGGGCGGCCGCUCUCUCCCGCCUCGCCGCGGGCAGCCGGGCGGUUGCUGGGGCGCGGGGCGGCGGCGGGCCGGGGCGCAGCCUCGGGAGAGGAGGCCGAGCGGUGUGGGGAGGAGGCGGUGGGCGUCUUCCCCGCCCGCCCUCCCGCUCCCCGGAAGCGGGGCCGCUGCGGAGGCGGGGCGGUUGCCGAGGGGCUGGUGGCGGGAGCCGAGGCCGAGCUCGGCCGCGGCCUCCCCGCCGACCGGCCCUCGGGCUCGCUUCCCGGGCUGGCGGUUGCUCUCGCAUGCUUCAAAACAAGGCUGGGCUUCAAAAAAAGCGCCUGACCCACCCACUCCUUGCUCCGUCGCUUUGGAGUCUCCGUGUGGGAACUGUUUUGCCUUUUUAAUCAGGGCUUUGCAAGGGAGAGGACCUCCAUAGGAUGCUUCUGAACAGAAACAGCAGAAAAUUAAAUUGAACUUGAAGUAGAUUCAGUAUUUUGCUUCAACUGAGAGUGCUAGGACAGGCUAGCAGUAGGAGCUGUGAAUUCCUGUAGAAGAUUGAUAGCUCUGCCAACAUUUGUCCAUAAUAGAAGAUGGGUGGAUUAAUAUCAAGAUGGCGGCAGGCAAAGCCUUCCACUGUAGAAGUAUUAGAAAAAAUUGAUAAGGAAAUACAGACAUUAGAAGAAUUUAGAGAAAAAAAUCAGAGGCUACAGAAACUAUGGGUUGGAAGGCUGCUUCUCUACUCUUCACUUCUUUACCUUAUCACCUGCUUAAUUGUAUAUUUCUGGUGUCUUCCUGAUGAAUGGACAGCAAGGUUGAUUAUGACACUUCCAUUUUUUGCAUUUCCAUUGAUAAUCUGGUUUAUAAGAACACUGCUCAUUUUUUUCUUUUCCAAAAGGACAGAAAGGAAUAAUGAUGCACUGGAAGAUUUAAAAUCUCAAAAGAAAAAAAUACUUGAGGAAGUAAUGGAGAAGGAAACAUACAAAACUGCUAAAUUAAUCCUUGAAAGGUUUGAUCCAGAAUCAAGUGUGAAGGAGGCAGAACCACCAUCUGCUGGAACAUCUGCAACCCCAAGACCUGGACAAGAAAUUCGUCAGAGGACCACAGCUCAAAGGAAUGCUGCUUUGCCCCUACCUACGAGUCCUAAACAAGGCUCUCCAAAAUCACAGGUUCCAGCAUCUCCUAAUCUGCAGAGAGACACACCAGCACUGAGUGGAUCUCCAGAAAGAACUGUUGUGCCACCUUUGCAGUCAAAUGUACCAAGACGCCUUGGAUCCCCUGCUACUUCAGUGCCUGGAAUGGGUCUUCAUCCUCCAGGUCCUCCUUUAGCAAGACCUAUUCUUCCUCGAGAAAGGGGAGUUGUGGAUAGAGUUAUUGAAUAUUUAGUUGGCGAUGGUCCUCAGAACAGGUACGCCCUUAUAUGUCAGCAAUGUUUUUCUCACAAUGGUAUGGCUUUGAAGGAGGAGUUUGAAUAUACAGCAUUUAGGUGUGCCUACUGCUUUUUCCUGAAUCCUGCAAGAAAAACUAGACCUCAGGCUCCACGACUUCCAGACUUCAGUUUUGAAAAAAAGCAAUCUACAGAAUUGCAAUCUGAAACCGAGCUUCUAGAACCUAGAGAGAGAAAGCCCCAGGAGACUCAGCAGACAGAAGUAUCUGAAGAAGACACGGCGCAGAUCAUUGAGACAAAUGAGACAGAUGUUAAAGCACCAAGUCCUGAGCAGCUAAAUGAUAAGUUAGCUGAAGAAGUUGAAAAAGAAGAAACAGAAAACAUUUCAACAACUGAAGACUCUAUCUCAGAGUCUAUUUCAGCUGAACAAAGUGAAGAAUCUUUAAUGAAAGCAGAAUAAAGUACUUCAAGUGCCUUCUGUAGCUAGUUUUUAGCUUUGUUCAUGCCUGUUGUUACUAUUCAGGUGAGCUUUUUUUAAUGGUACGACUUAAAAAUCUCGCUUGAGCUUAAACUGCCUCAACUGCCACAGUAUGUCAAAACUAUAUGUAAAAGUGGGUAUUGUAAAUUAAGCAUGUGUCUUCAAAUAAGUUAACACACAGAAUGUAUAGUUAGUUGAAGUCUAACAGUUGUAGCCAUUGUUCAGUUUGCAUAUUUAAAAACUUAGAUGUAUAAGUUUUGCUAAGGGUGACCUGUGAUGACAUCUCUUUAGCUGUCACACAGAAAGAGCAAUUACUGGCAGCAGCUGACCUAGUAAGUUUGAUCUAGUGAACUUAAGAUACUUUUCAAUGCUUCCCUGUUGAAAUGAAUUGAGUACACUUUAAAUACACAGAUGUUUACAAGCUAAAGUGUCAUCUGACAUUUGACUUAAGCAUAUGGAAGUGUCAUUACAGUGGUGUUAAUGUUAUUCAUUGUCUAACUUUUGACAGAAUUCAGUUAAAUGGCACUCAGAUAAAUGGUAUCUGCUUUGGUUAUUUGCAUUGCAGAUGAACCAGAGACACCUACAUACAAAACUGUUUUGUGUUUACAUAAAAUAUAGAAAGUCUCUGCACUUGAUUGUACUUGAAUACAAAGCACUAUUUAUACCUGUACAAUAAUGACAAGAUAUAAGUGAAUUUUGUGCCUUUGUGUAUUUUGUUAAAGGAAAAUAAAGACAUCUAGCAGCA